This is a messenger RNA of Neohortaea acidophila, 4293 nucleotides long. RefSeq lists its product as uncharacterized. The transcript is spliced from 3 exons. Gene Ontology annotation, cellular component: cytoplasm; SUMO activating enzyme complex. Gene Ontology annotation, molecular function: SUMO activating enzyme activity. The coding region runs from base 1 to 4293 and encodes 1430 amino acids. NCBI's taxonomy places the organism in Eukaryota, Fungi, Ascomycota, Dothideomycetes, Mycosphaerellales, Teratosphaeriaceae. Gene Ontology annotation, biological process: protein sumoylation. The record is from RefSeq and is a predicted model, not a curated record.
AUGGCGAACAUCAAAAAGUCCACCGUCACCGUCACCGCCGAGCCCAAGGAUCACUUGACAGCCAUUCCGACUGAAGUCCAACAUCUUAUUAUCGGCAAUUUGCUCGCAACUCAUGAGCCCAACAAAGCAUUCGAAUGCAUCGGGAAUCUUGCAACGUCCAAGAAGACUCCAGCAUCCCAUCCAUUCGACUCGCUGGCGGCAACCUGCAAGACCUUCCGCGGCGAAGUGAACCAAUGGUGUCUCCUCUUCCUCACGAACCACAGCACCAUCACCAACUGCAAGCCGCUCAAGAACAGCAAGAACCAAGCCGAGCGCAACUUCAUCCGCGGCCGUGGCGGUCUGCUCACCUGGUGCGAGAAGCACUGCGUCUUCUGCGGCAAGAAGAGUGCCCGCUCCGCCAUCCUCAUGAACGGCCUCCAUUGCUGCACCGACUGCGACAAGGAGCACUGGCCGGACAAGAUCACCAAGACCCAAGCGAAGAAGGAGUACGAUCUACGCGACGACCAUCUUCAUCCUCCUCUCGCUCACCACUCCGGACCCUCACUGGCCAAGCUGCUCACCACGUCACCUGCGAUGGCCAAGCUGUACAAGAAGUUCGGCAGCCUCUCCAAGCUCCGCUAUGGGACGUACAUGGCCCACAACGUGCCGACCACCAUGUUCCUCCGCAAAGACGUUCUGGCUCAAGCGCAGCGCGUGCACGGAGAUGUGGAAGCUCACCUCGCAGCGAAGGAAGCGAAGAAGCAAGCCAAGCGGGACGAAAAGGCGCGCAAGGCCCGGGAAGCUGCGGUGGCGCUGGACAUCAUUCAGCAGCAGCAAGCCGCUGCCGCUCUGCAAGCUUACGCCGCCGCUAUCGUCCCUCUCUCGCAGGUCGUUCAGCAGCCGUGGGAUCAGUCGCAGAGCGAGUUCGACAAAUUUUUGAGCCAGCACGCUCUCGACAAGAUUGCUAACCCGGACGACGACGUCAUCAGGGUGGGGGAUACCGGUGUGAAGGAGCGUGGUUGCAGCAUCAUCGCGAAGCAGCCGUCGACACCCCUCACCUCCCUCGACCCUCUACCGCCUUUCCCCCAUUACCCUGGCAAGAUAGCCAAACUGGGUACCAAACGCCGUCAUUCCGGCGAGGAGCCAGUGGGCAACGGAUACCCUGCACACCCCAAGAAAGUCAUGACCGACAUCAACGGCAACAUGGAGGUCGACGAAGCCCACCCGCAAAGCGAGCUGGCCAAGCUGAAAGAGGCGACCAACGGCGAGAUCGACGAGAGCCUCUACAGUCGCCAGCUGUACGUGCUCGGGCACGAGGCCAUGAAAAGGAUGGGCGCUUCCCACAUCCUUGUCGUCGGUUUGCGAGGCCUGGGCGUGGAGAUUGCAAAGAACAUUGCCCUCGCGGGUGUCAAGAGUCUUACGCUGUUUGAUCCCAAGCCCGCCGCCAUCCAAGAUCUCUCUGCGCAGUUCUUCCUGCAUCCUGAAGACGUCGGCAAGCCUCGUGCUGCUGUCACCGCUCCGCGCGUCUCCGAGCUCAACCCCUACACCCCCGUCGGUGUACACGAGAGCGACAGUCUCACCGCCGAUCUCGCCCAACUCCGCCGUUAUCAAGUCGUCGUCCUCACCGACACCACCCUCAAAGACCAGCUCACCAUCGCCGACUACUGUCACCAGAACGGCAUCUUUGUCGUCAUCGCCGACACCUUCGGCCUCUUCGGCUCCAUCUUCACCGACUUUGGCAAGAACUUCACCGUCGGUGAUGCGACUGGCGAGAAUCCUCUGAGCGGUAUCGUGGCGGGAGUGGACCAAGAUGGACUGGUGUCUGCUCUAGACGAAACAAGGCACGGCCUGGAAGAUGGGGACUUCAUUACAUUCACAGAAGUGGAGGGCAUGGAGGGCCUCAACGACGGCGUGCCCCGCAAGAUCACCGUCAAGGGCCCAUACACCUUCUCCAUCGGCGAUGUGUCAGGCCUGGGCGUGUACAAGCGAGGUGGGCUCUACACCCAAGUCAAAAUGCCCAAGUUCCUCGAUUUUGAGCCUUUGAGCCAACAGCUGAAGAAGCCGGAGUACGUUGUUUCCGACUUUGCCAAAUUCGAUCGCCCCGCGCAGCUCCACGCUGGCUUCCAAGCGUUGCAUGCGUUUGUCGAGAAGCGUGGAGAUCUCCCCCGACCGCACAACGACUCCGAUGCCGCUGAGGUGCUGAAGCUGGCGCAAGAGGUGGCCAAGGCUUCCGGGGAGGACGUGGAGCUGGAUGAGAAGCUCAUCAAAGAACUCUCCUAUCAAGCUCGUGGAGAUCUCUGCCCCAUGGCCGCAUUUUUCGGUGGUCUGGCCGCGCAAGAAGUCCUCAAAUCCGUGUCGGGCAAAUUCCAUCCCAUCAAGCAGUGGCUCUACUUCGACUCCCUCGAAUCGCUCCCCACUUCCUCAACUCGCAGUGAAGAGCAAUGCAAGCCUCUGGGUACAAGGUACGACGGACAGAUUGCCGUCUUUGGGAAAGAGUACCAAGACAAGCUGGCCAACUACAAGGAGUUCCUUGUGGGAGCCGGAGCCAUUGGGUGCGAGAUGAUCAAAAACUGGGCCAUGAUUGGUCUGGCGACUGGACCCAAGGGUAGAAUCACCCUCACCGACAUGGAUCAGAUCGAGAGGAGCAAUCUCAACCGACAGUUCUUGUUCCGACCCAAAGACGUCGGCAAACUCAAGAGCGAAUGCGCGGCGCUCGCCGCACAGGCCAUGAACCCGGAUCUGAAGGGGCACAUCGACAUGCUGAAAGACCGGGUAUCUCAAGAGACGGAGCACGUCUUCAACGAGACCUUCUGGGAGGGCUUGGACGCUGUGACUAAUGCUCUCGACAAUGUGGAUGCUCGGACAUACGUUGAUCGGCGCUGCGUGUUCUUCCACAAGCCACUGCUAGACAGCGGAACUCUCGGGACAAAGGGCAACACUCAGGUGGUGCUGCCUCGCCAGACCGAGUCCUACUCCAGCUCCGUCGACCCACCCGAGCAGUCCUUCCCCAUGUGCACCCUUCGAUCAUUCCCCAAUCGCAUUGAACACACCAUCGCCUGGGCGAAAGAUCUCUUCCAUACCUACUUCGCCGGGCCUGCCGAGAUUGUCAAUUCAUAUCUGGAGAAGGAGAACUACCUCGCAAGUCAACAGCGGCAAUCUGGCAACGAGAAGCAGACCUUGGAGACCCUGCGAGACUACCUGGUCACCGAGUGGCCCAAGGACUUUGACACUUGUAUCGAAUGGGGUCGCAUGCAGUUUGAGAAGCACUACAACAACGCCAUCCAGCAGCUGCUCUACAACUUCCCCAAAGACUCCAAGACGUCUUCCGGUCAGCCUUUCUGGUCAGGCCCGAAGCGCGCGCCGGAUGCACUCCGCUUUGAUCCCAACAAUCCCACCCACUACAGUUUCGUUCUGGCGGCUGCCAACCUUCACGCGUUCAACUACAGCAUUCAGCCAAUCAAUGACCGCAAGCACGUCAUUUCCGUCCUCGACCGCAUGAACGUGCCCGAGUUCCGCCCCGACCCUGGCGUCAAGAUCCAAGCGGAUGACAAGGAGCCCGAUCCCAACGCCAACGGCGUCCAAGAUGACGAGGAAGAUCUGAAGAACAUCACCAAGUCCCUGCCCCGUCCAGACAGCCUGGUUGGGUUUAGACUGGAGCCUGUGGAGUUCGAGAAGGAUGACGACACCAACUUCCACAUCGACUUCAUCACUGCGGCUUCCAACCUGCGCGCCGAGAACUACAAGAUCCAAACGGCUGAUCGACACAAGACCAAGUUUAUCGCCGGCAAGAUCAUCCCCGCCAUCGCCACCACCACCGCCCUCGUGACGGGUCUGGUCGUGCUGGAGCUGUACAAGAUCAUCGACGGUAAGACAGACAUCGAGCAGUACAAGAACGGCUUCGUCAAUCUCGCCCUCCCCUUCUUCGGCUUCAGCGAGCCCAUCGUCAGCCCGAAAGCGACGUACAAAGGCGGCAACGGCAAAGAGCUCACGAUCGACAAGCUGUGGGAUCGCUUUGAGACGGACGACGUCACGCUCAAGGAAUUCCUCGCCGAUUUCGAGGAGAAGCAUGGCUUCAAGAUUACCAUGAUUAGCUCCGGGGUGACGCUGUUGUACGCGAGUUUCUACCCGGCGAGCAGGACGAAGGAUCGUCUGCCUAUGAAGUUGUCCACGCUCGUUGAGACGAUUAGCACGAAGCCCAUUCCCGACCACCAGAAGAACGUCAUUCUCGACAUUGCCGUUGAGCAUCCCGACGAAGACGCCGCUGAUGAUGAGGACAUUGAUCUGCCUUACGUCAUGCUCAAGCUGAACAAGUAG